AUGGGGCCCCCUGGGCAAUCGGGGAUCAUGGGGCCCCUGUGUCCAUGCCCACACUCAAAGAACACCCAAAAAAGCCUAUGAAAGGUACCAGGGGAAUCUCUGGGAAAAAAAUUCCUCCCUGAUCCCCCCGAGAGGCAAUCGGAUAUUCCCUGGAUCAACUUGACCUAUAAAUGUUAGUAUCCAGUCAGGGGCGGACUGACAACUCAUGGGGCCCCCGGGCAAUAGGGGAUCAUGGAGCCCCUGUGUCCUUGCCCAAACUCAAAAAAGCCUAUGAAAAAAGGUACCAGGGGCAUCUCAUGGGGCCCCCUACUGACCCCGGACCCUCGGGCAGUGCCCGAGUUUCCAAAUAGUCAGUCCGCCCCUG
Molecule: messenger RNA, 364 nt
Organism: Staurois parvus
Lineage: Eukaryota; Metazoa; Chordata; Amphibia; Anura; Ranidae
Source: the annotation of a GenBank genome assembly